Molecule: messenger RNA, 5352 nt
Organism: Naegleria fowleri
Lineage: Eukaryota; Heterolobosea; Eutetramitea; Acrasida; Naegleriidae
Exons: 1
Coding region: 1-5352 (1783 amino acids)
Biological process (GO): anaphase-promoting complex-dependent catabolic process; metaphase/anaphase transition of mitotic cell cycle; protein K11-linked ubiquitination
Cellular component (GO): anaphase-promoting complex
Molecular function (GO): molecular adaptor activity
Source: RefSeq, a predicted model, not a curated record
AUGACUUUGUUCCUCUCACAGGGUGGAAAUCAUCAAGUGGUUCUGACAACUGUGAGCAAGGAGCCUCUUCCUCACCAUGAUCGUCAUCGUCAUCGCGGAACAAACAAAGAUGAAAAUUAUUGCAUUACGAAACAAUAUUGCUUUUUGAAUAGAGGACGAGAGGAACGACUGGUGAUACAAAUCCCUUCGGAAUUGCUGCACCAUGACAGCAAAAGAAAUUUGAACAAGGAUUUGGAACCUCAAGUGAUUUGGUACCAUGGAAGCUCUGAUGCUCUUCGGAUUCAUAGAAAAUAUAAAUAUAGCAGCCAUCAACAAAAUCCCAGUGUUCCAAUUAUUCCAAAUGAUGUUUGCUUGUGCUCUUUCUCUUCUAAUGAAGUCAUGUUGUGCAUUUUGUUGGACAAUAAUAGAAUCGAAAUUUAUGGAGAAUCAGGUAGAUCUUUCAUUGUUUCUCUUCCUUUCAAAAUUCACAAAUUAUGGAGUUUAAAUAAUCAAAUUUUGAUUAUGGAAAGGAAAAUUUUGAGUGUGGAACAGAAACAAAACACAAAUCCAAUGCUGUACUUUUUAACGAGCCCACUACAUGAAGUGAAGGCAUUGGCUUCUGUUAUUGGGCCUGCCUCAGUACAACCUGGAGUUACCUCAGAUGAUGGAGACGUGCUGAUGGAUGGUGAGCAAACUUUUGACUACAUGAAAAAUGGUUACGAAACCAUCUUGUAUCUUUAUUCAGACCUUUUUAUGGUCACUCAUGACUCCAAUUCCAAACUCAUAUCUCUUUAUUUAUUUCUUGAAGAAGGAUUUGUCCAGAGAAUACAAUUUUCAGAAAACUGUGCGGAGUAUUUGAAAUGCGUCGAUACUGAAUAUUUGCAAAUAUCGAUAUUCCAUGUUGAUACGUCUGGCAAUCGAUACAUUUUAUAUGUAGUUAAUAACAACACAUUAUUUGCUUUCGAGAUAGAAAGAAAUUCACAAGAGGAAGAUUUUUUCCUAUUGCCAAAAUUUUCAAAACAAGAUGUCAUUGCAGUUGCUGAAUUCAAUGAUUCUCUGGUCAACGAAAAAUUGUUUAAUGGGAAUAUCGGCGGAGGUUUGCACCUUAUGCUAAUCUCAGAAAGCUCUAGAGAUGGAUUAAUUCUUGUUUUGAAUGGAGAGUACAUUAUGUGGAAUCAAUCCUUAGAAAAAGGGGUAUUUAAGAAAAUUGAUUUUGUUGUGGAAAACAGGUUUUCUCUCGCUUCUAAUGACUCUCUAUUCAGAUUUUCUCUUGAUAUUUGCCCUUCAUCUAAGCUUGUACAGGAUUGUCUAUCAGUUUUUCAAGCAAUUUUGAGCAAGGAUCUUCAUUGUAGCAUUUUUUAUGAUUUUCAAAUUUCGAGAAAUGCAGCAUUUCAAGAAUGGGAAAUAUUUUCUUCCUUAAUCCUUUACUUAGGAUUAAAUAUCAUGCCUCCAACGCAGCAAAUUCCUGAGGAUGAUCCGUGGAAAUUGAUGGAGUUUUUGGAGACCAAUUCGUCAACCAAUAAUAUAUGCAAUACUCCAUGCAUGAUUGACUUUUCCAAAUUACAAACGAGCAGCAAAACCUUGGUGGCCAAUUUACCGCUUAUCCUGUUUUCUCUGCAUCUCCUGUACGAAAAUUACAAACUACAUGUAACAGAAUGGAGCAAGAUGGAGAUGUUAGGCUCCUUACUUUUUGAAAUAGCUACUACUUUACAGUGGCAUUCCUAUUGUGAAGUUUAUCAACGUGAUUUUAAUUAUACUCUCACUUCGAGAACAAAAUCAGCAUUACCCAACAUGAGGAUUGAGUUGAAGAAUGACAAUAUCAAAUUUUUAAAUGAAUACUAUGCGAGUGGAAUAUUGACUCCAAAUAUUAUGGGAUGGAUUGAGGAGAUAUUAUUAAACGGCUCAAUAGACAAGUCGUGUCUUUAUCCGGUUAUCUCAAAUUGCAGUGCCACAUCUCUGAGUAAGAAAGUAUGCCGAUUAUUUUCAUUGCUUGUUAAUGGUUCUGAUGAUAUUUAUGACAUUCAUAACUCGUCUUCAGCAACAAGCGAUAUUUAUAUGGAUGUGAACCAUUUACAGGCUCUUUCGGAACUUGCUUCUCACGAAAGAGUUGCAAUUGCCCUCUUACAAGAAGGAUUUACAAGUAUUGACCAAUUAGAGUUUUUGCCAUUCAGCGUUUCUUUGCCUAUUCGAGAAGCUCUAAUACUUUGUAGAAACUCCAAUCAACCUGUAACCAGAACCACAAAAUUCUGUAAAUUGAUUGAAAGAGAAGAUCUUUCCAUUAACAACAAUCAAUUAGAAAUGGAAAGACCGUUCAGAGAAAAGCAGAUCAUUUCAGAAUUUUCAAAAAUUGCAGGAGUUCCUCCUCCAAACUCAUCUUCCUCAGAAACCGAUGAAGAUAUUGGACACAUGAUUUGGAGUGAAGACAGAAGGCUUGAGCAAGUAAGCAAAAUGCUGGACAGUAGCAGGCCUACGCAAAUACAAAAACAUACGCUCCAGCUGACAGAAGAUGAUCUCGAUGGUUUUGAUCCUAAUGAUGCUCCUGAUUUACAACGUCAAAUUUUAUUGAAUAUUAAGCAACAGUUAUUAUCUUUUUGCAUUGGAAAAGGAAUGCUUACUCUAUCAAGCAAACGUCACAUUAAUAGUUCCAUCUCAAGAGACACCACAGCCAGUAAUGUUUUAGCAGUUCCACCAAUAGCUCUUUCAGUCAAACUCAAAAGAAAUAGAGCCAUCAUGUCUAUUGAUAUUUCUAAAAUUGUUUUGGAGAAUGAAAUUUCUGCAAGUUGCAGUACACAAUGGGCAGAAUUUCACAAUGGAGUGGCCACCGGUCUAACCAUUGGAACCGAUUGCAAAAUUACCAAAGAAUGGAUCAUGUUUCACAAACCAAACAAACGAGGGACUAGAUAUUUGAAUGACAGUGUGACUCAUGCUGGAUUACUUCUGGCUUUAGGAUUGCAAGGUCACUUAAAGUGUCUUGGACCUACAGAUAUUUAUGGCUAUCUUCAGCAGCGACAUGAAGCGACAACAAUCGGUAUUUUAUUGGGUUUAUCUUGUUCAUAUAUUGGAACACAAGAUCAGUACAUUACUCGAUCCCUCUCGCUCUACAUUCCUUCGCUCGUGGUAGGUAUGAGCGAUAUGGAAAUGCCAAUGGAAGUGAGCGGUUCUGCAUUGCUUGGAAUUGGCUUACUCUAUAUGGGUAGUUGUCAUCGAUUCAUGACUGAAGUUCUAUUGGGAGAAUUGGCUCGACCACCCAAUGAUAAUUCAACAAACACACGAGAAAGUUACUCUCUAUCUGCUGGAUUAGCUCUUGGAUUGGUUCAUUUAGGCAAAGGCCCAACUGGAAACAGUCACGAAUUGAAAAUGGACCAAAGAUUGCUUUCAUACAUGACAGGAGGUAGCAAACGUCCCGAGUUUGACAUGUUUGCAUUAAUGGCAUCCAAAUCUAAGGCCCAUCCAUCAUUAAAGAACGGAACCAACAGUUCAGAGGCCGUGACAAGUACAUGUUCAAGAAUUAAGGAAAAUGAAAAAUUUGUGAAUGUGGAUGUCACAGGUCCAGGAGCAUGCCUUGCUCUCACAUUGAAAUAUCUUAAAACACAUGAUGAAGCUAUCGCUUCAGAAAUGAAGGUUCCAGACACAAAAUACAUGUUAGACUAUGUCAGACCGGAUAUGAUUAUUCUGAGACAACUUGGCUCCUCGUUAAUCAUGUGGAACACCAUCAAGAACUCUGAGUGUUGGAUUAAAUCAAAAAUUCCAGAACUCUUUCGUUCUACUCCAGCUGAAACAAUCAUUGACAGCAGUGAGUUGUGUAAGAUUUAUGCUCACGUUAUUUGUGGUUGCUGUCUUUCUAUUGGUUUCAAAUAUGCUGGAUCCCAUGAUUCCAAAGCGUUCGACUUGAUUCUGAAUAUUGUUCAACAAGCAAUGAAAAUGAGACUGAAACUUUACGCACACGAUGCAUCCAUUCCCUACUAUGUAAAAUUAGACAAAUUUACAUCAGAUAGAACCAUCAUCAUCGGUCUACUCAGUUUGAGUUGCAUCAUGUCAGGAAGUGGAAACGUUGAAGUCAUUCGAUUGGUGAAACAGCUCAGACAGAAAUACAUUUCAUCUCCCAGUACACUGUACGGUGGUUAUGGAAUUCACAUGGCAUUGUCCAUGUCUCUUGGACUUGUCUUCUUGGGAGGAGGAAGGUUCUCUCUUUCAACCAGUGAUCGAUCGAUUGCAGCUCUAUUGUGUUCAUUGUAUCCUGUUUUCCCUCAGACAACGACAGAUAACAGGUAUCAUUCACAAGCGCUUCGUCACUUAUACAUUCUAGCAGCUGAGAAUAGAUUAUUGGAAACUCUUGAUAUUGACACAAAAGAAUCAUGUCAUGUUCCUGUCACCAUUGAGACCACUCAGGGAAUGACUUUACAAAAACUAAGUCCGUGUCUUAUUCCUGAAUCACAUUUAAUUUCCAAGAUUACCACGAGCAAUGAAAGAUACUAUCCUCUCACCAUUACUGAGUUUCCACUCAAAAGUAAUAUCAUUUAUGUGAAAAAGAAAUCUGGAUAUUUAACACAUAAGGAUGAUCCAAAAGGAAUUCGUUCAUCCGUUCACUCGAAUUUUAUUAGCAAUCUCGUGGAUCAAAAUCCAGAUAAUUUGGUAAAACUCUUUGAGAAAAUGUCCUCUGGUUCUCACACUCAUAUUGCUCCCUAUGUGAAGUAUAGAAUAUUUGGUCAAAAUAGCUCUACUGGAGUGGAAGAACAAACCUUAACAAAAGCCAUCCAAUCUCUCUCUUUAAAUGAUACCGCUAAUGGAAAUAUUGCACUCUUGUUGUAUCAUUCGCUUGUGGAUUCUCUCAUGAAUGACAGUCCAGAUGUACUCUACAUUUUUGAACAUGUGCUCGAAGCCCUACGAUUAAUAGUUGAAAGAAGUUCAUGCAACAAUGGUAGUGGAACAAGCUCAAAUAAUUUUGACUCGGCUCCAACAAGAAUCAACUUUCUUUCAAAAUCCAUCUAUAUUUCAUGCUUUAAGCAAUUAUUUGCAUACCACUCAUCUAGGGAUCGUUUGUUGAAACAGCAAAGCUCACAAAGCUCACUGUCAACAAAGCCACUAAUUUCGCAACAUUUCAUCGAGUGCAUUAGAAAUUAUUUGGAAAAUUAUUUUGCAUCCAUGGAUCUCAUUAAUUGGACUGCACCAUCCACAAACGAAAAUUUCGGCUCGUUUUGUACCUUUUACUCCCUUCCUUAUUUAUAUCUCAUCCAGCAAUUGGUACAGCAAAACAAGAACCAAUGCAGUGCAGAGCUGUUAGUCCGCUGUUUGAAGUCCAUUCAGCCACACUCCUCGAUUCCUACCGCCCAAAUUGAGCGCCUUGUUCAACAUAUCAUCUCUCGGUCUCCAUGA